CAAAUUGCUCUCUAAAUAUUCCCAUCUCUGAUCUCUCCAACCCCCCUUAUAUUAUAUAAAUGCAACUCCUCGCAUGGUCCAUGGCUCCAAGCUGCCUUGCUGCAAGGUCUUAGGAGCUCUCCAUUAGGGACCUCGAGCUUCAGGAAGCUAUAUAUCUAGCCGGCCCCAGCCUAACCCUCCAGUUCAAAACUUCAGUGAUGGCUUCAGAAUCAGAGACGCCGCGAAUAACGGAGCUUCAUGUAAGGAUGGAUUGCAAUGGCUGCGAGCACAAGAUCAGGAAGACCCUGCGUGCAAUUGAUGGUGUAAGCGACGUGUACGUAGAUUCUGCAAACCAGAAGGUCACGGUGGUCGGGAUCGCCGACCCGGAGAGGAUCGUCAAGGCCAUCAGGAAGACCAAGAGGGUGCCGACCAUCUUCUCGCACACCGACCCGGUGGCGCCGCCUCCAGCCGAAGGCGAACCCGCCCCCGCCGACGCGCCUCCGCCGGAGGAGGAAGCAGCAGCGGCGGCGGCGGCAGCGGAGCCCGCGCCACCGGAAGCUGCGGCGGCGGCCGACCAGGCCCCACCGGCCACCGACGCCACCGUGAUACACAUGGUGCACGACUACCCGUACCCGUACAGCCACGACGACCACGACCACGACCACCAGCACCGCGGGCUGCAGCUCCGGGAGCACAGCUGGCCGGCGAGCGGCGGCUACUCCAUGCACGCCGCCACCGCCAUGGCCGGCUACGGCGGCGCCGCGCCGUACUACGCGACGGCGGCGCACAGCUACAGCCACAGGCCGAGCCCGUACGUGUCGGAGUACGGCUACGUGGGCUCUCCUGCCCACCAUGAGGGCGGCAGAUACUACGGCAGCCAUGACUACUACUACUACGCAGCUGCUGGUAGUAGAGGGAAAGGAGAUGGAAGCCAGAUCACCUCCAUGUUCAGCGACGAGAACCCUAAUGCAUGCAACAUAGCUUAAUUAACUAACCUAAGAUCAGUGGCAGAAUUAGUAGCUGCAAAACAUGGAGCUGUCAAGGAGUAAAUUCAGUUAGUGCAUGUUAAUUAAGAUCAGUGUAUUGUAUCAUGUGAUUUCUGUAAGAUAUAUAGUAAUUAAGAGGGGUGUAAGAUAAGGAAAGGGGAACAAUAAUAAGAUGCUUAACUUGUAGUA
Messenger RNA from Oryza brachyantha (malo sina), 1154 nucleotides. RefSeq names its product heavy metal-associated isoprenylated plant protein 6-like. The coding region runs from base 198 to 965 and encodes 255 amino acids. NCBI's taxonomy places the organism in Eukaryota, Viridiplantae, Streptophyta, Magnoliopsida, Poales, Poaceae. The record is from RefSeq and is a predicted model, not a curated record. Gene Ontology annotation, molecular function: metal ion binding. The transcript has 3 exons.